AUGCUCCAACUGAAACUAAACCACCUUGUGUUUGUGGAUGACUUGAUGUUGUUUUGUAAAGAGGAUAUACAAUCAAUUCAAACCCUCUUCCAAGGGGUGCAUCACUUCUCCUCUAGUUUGGGCCUGGAAGCCAAUUACUCUAAAUCAGGUAUCUACCUCGCAGGGGUCAGUGAUAACUUCAGGAUACAUGCAGCUAGUACCCUAGAGUUUACUUUUGAGAGCCUGCCGGUAAAAUACCUAGGCAUACCUCUCACCUCCAAACAAUAUACAAUUGCAGAUUGCGAAUACCUCGUGGAUAAGAUGACUAGUCGAAUUCAAUCAUGGACUUCCAAGAAUCUUUCCUAUACAGCUAGACUUCAGCUGGUCAACUCGGUCCUCAUGAGCACAUCUAACUACUGGAGUCAAACAGUUAUUCUACCCAAAGCUCCAAGGAAUGUGAACUGGGAGAAGGUCUGUAGGCCUGAAAAGGAAGGAGGGCUCCGAAUCCGGAACCUGUAA
Amaranthus tricolor (Joseph's coat) is the source of this 498-nucleotide messenger RNA. RefSeq lists its product as uncharacterized. NCBI's taxonomy places the organism in Eukaryota, Viridiplantae, Streptophyta, Magnoliopsida, Caryophyllales, Amaranthaceae. The transcript is spliced from 2 exons. The record is from RefSeq and is a predicted model, not a curated record. The coding region runs from base 1 to 498 and encodes 165 amino acids.